GUUUUAGAAAUUUCCCAGCAUGCCGUGAGAUGUAAACGAAUUUCAAAGAUGGCGUCUGUUUUGAACAUUUUUUUGCAUGUGGAUUGUGGAAUUUCGCAGUUUUCCGAGAUAUCAAGGCGGUGAAUCGCACUCAAACACUACAGCGAGACAGUGGGGGAAGAAUACACACUCUCUGUGGUUAGUGCUGUGAGGUGAGUUAUGACUGCCAUGAUGCCGGGACAGUACAGCUAUGGUCCAGCCCAGGGACAGUCUUACGGAUACAGGACCAGCAUGGGAGCUAAUGGGACAGGUUUCCAAUUUAGGAAAAGGUUUGAAAGAGUAGACUGGAGAAAGAUAGCCUCAGUUGAUGUUGACCGUAUCUCCCGGGAGCUGGACUUCCACAGUCUUCAGGACAACAUCAUGAACAUCACCUUCUGUGAUAUACAGCAGGAAGUGGAUUUGAGAAUGGUAGACCCCACUUUUGUCAAAUUGUUUCGCCUGGCACAGCUCACAAUAGAGUAUUUGUUGCAUUCACAAGACUACCUGACUAACAUUGUGGGUUCACAUGAUGAAAAACUCAGAAAAGCUAAUGAGGAACAUGAGAAGACCAGACAGGAGAUGGGGAAGCUGAAAGAAGAGCUGCAGAAGGUGAAACAGGAGAGCAGGAAGAGGAAGAAGAUGUUAGCAGCUCAACAACUCAUCAUGCAGGCUGGAGCAAACAACUACCACAAGUGCCCCCACUGCAACAAGGCCUUCCUGAACUCCUCCUUCCUACAACAGCAUGUGUACAGGAGGCACCCGGAGUCUCUACCCCCCUCCGAUGCCACCAUGGUACAGUCCAGGGCUGCCACUCAGAAACUGGAGGGAGAACUCACAGAGAUCAAGGAGAGACUCAGACUCACUGAGUCACAACUACAGGAUGAGAGGAAUCAAAGAAACCUGGGGAUUGCUCAGGACAUGGAAAAACAACAGAGAGUACAGGACCAGAGCAGGAAGGAGAUGGAGGCAUGGAAGGACCUGCAGGAGAAGAAAUAUCAGGAACAAAUGGAAAAGAUGAGCAACAUGUUUAUGAAGGAGCUAAAAGAGGUGAACGAGAAGUACCAGGCAUCCCAGAAUGCAUUGCUGGAGCUGCAGAAGUCCGGCCCGAGGUCAAACCUGGGCGCGUUACGGGACGACAUGGAGGAGGAACGGGAGAUGCUGAGGAAACAACAGGAGGAGGUGCAGCAGCUGAAGGAAGAGCUCAAUGACAAGAUGGCAGGAAUUGAGGCCAACAUGAAGGGAGACUUGAAGUCUCAGCUGAAUUCCCAGGAAGACAAGUGGAAAAACAGGAUGAGAAAGAUGCAGGACAAACAUACACAGGAACUAGAGAAGAUGAACAGUUUGCUGUCAGACUCGACCUCAGCGCUGCAGAACGAGCGAGAAGGAAUCGUGAACAAGUCUAAGAAGAAAGACCAGCAGGUGGAGGAGAUGAUCCGCAGGGCCAAGGAGCAGGAGAGACUCAUCAAACAGCAGAGGAAACAGAUAGAUGACCUGGCUAGCAGGCCGCCUGCAGUUGCCCCCAGGAGUGAAGGCAAGCCCCCAGUGUCCCCCAGCCCCCCCAAGAGAGGCCCCUCCCCACAGAAGGUGCCCGUCAUACGGGAACCGUCGCCGGAAACAACAGAGGAGUCGGAGAGUGAAGAAGAGGAAGAGGAGGAAUCUACCAUGGAGGACACCAUGUUAUCUACUAAUGACCUGACGGGGACCACUAGGAGCUUGAGACUGGUGGAGGCUCUGAAGAAGAACCCGACUCUGAUCCAGGGGAUCAAGAACGAACUUGAAGAGGAGCUACAGGUCAACCUGGAGAAGAGAGGGAUAAGGCCGGGCACCACGGGGAUAACCGCUCAGUCAUUGGAGAACAAACUGAAAAUCCUGAAAACGGAGAGGGUCCAGAUUGCCGAGCAGUACAAGGAAUUCUGGGAUGUACGCCAGCAGCACCUGGACUUCGUGGACAGCCGAGCAAAAGAGCUUCAGAAGUCUCCAAAGUCUGUCGGUAGUCGACCUUCCUCAGCCCAUACCACAGGCUCCCAGCAGCAUGGCUGGUCUGACCAGACCCCUCCCCCUGUCAGGGCCGCCCAGAAGAGACCCCGCCUGGACUCAGGGGCGCAGAGACAGGGCCAAGGGUCAAAGGUCAGGAAGGAUCCCCCCAAACCUGCCCCCAGGACGGCCACACCGGACAGACUGGACAGAGAGCACCUGUCAGCUACAGGGACACUGACCAGUACUGGUUCUGAAGAUGAUUACUCCUUGUCAUCGGAAAGUGAAGUUUCCCUUCCUGAGAUCCACGAUGCUGGCCCCAGGACCCCCAGUCCCACCCCUACCCCCCAGCCCAGACAGCGCACCCCCUCCAGCCCACAGCCUGCCCCCAGGGGAGGGGCUGUGGCCAUUCCCCACGCUGGGGAAGACGAGACUGAAAGCAACUGGGACUCAGAAAGUGGCAGUGAGUUGGAAGAAAUCAGCCCAAGCAAAGUGAAGACAGGGACAUCCAAGCCUCGCUCCCCCGUGUCUGCAGUGAGACAGCCCCAGGGUACCAUAGUGAAGGAGCUGGCACAGUCCAUUGAGGCCCAGCUCACGGGGAGGAGGAGGGACGAUAAGAAGCCAGUGGGAGCGGUGGACGCCAUGUCAGGGGAGAAGGCACAGGGACAAGCAAACAGGAGAACUAGCAGGGACAGCUUCGAGGAUGAAGAAGAUGACAGCCAUGACACCUUCUCCCUGUCUUCUCUAUCAGAGAACCCUGAUGGUCGCAACAGGUCGCGCCCUCCUACUGCAGGUACCAGUAGACACCAUGACUCAGACUCCACCAACACCCUGGGGACCAGUGUGUGGGGAUCUUCAGCUGGGGCCAGAGCAAUGAAAGACCACAACACAGGCAGACCCUCCUCUGUGAAGAGCUCCUUGGUGUCAGUCACUGACUGGGAUGAUGAUGACCUUGACCUCAGUGAUCUCUAACCUCUGACCCCACCCAUGAUGCCUUGUGCCCUUCAGUUCUUUCCUACAUCCACUUCAUGCAUUUGAGAUUGGGUUGCUCAAAGACUGAAAUGAACAUAUCAUUAUCCAUAGUGCACAUCUGUGCAGCUAUAUGCAGUUAUACACACUGUAUGACCGUAUUGUAUAUUCUUGAUUUAGACUGAUUGAAAAAUGUUCCGAUAAAGUAGAAAUCACUUUAGCUGGACAAUAGUACAUACGGUACAUUCAAACAACAAUGUCUUCACAGUGAUAAAUUUGAUAGUAGUGUUAGUCCUUCGAAUUCCCUACCUUUGUUUACUAUCAGCCAUUCACUGUUACCAGUGUGAGUGACAAAAAACAAUACUAUUAGGCUGUCUCCAUUCAGGAACAUGUG
Messenger RNA from Branchiostoma floridae (Florida lancelet), 3355 nucleotides. RefSeq names its product zinc finger protein DZIP1L-like. The record is from RefSeq and is a predicted model, not a curated record. Gene Ontology annotation, cellular component: ciliary basal body; cytoplasm. The transcript is spliced from 21 exons. The coding region runs from base 199 to 2964 and encodes 921 amino acids. Lineage: Eukaryota; Metazoa; Chordata; Leptocardii; Amphioxiformes; Branchiostomatidae. Gene Ontology annotation, biological process: cilium assembly.